Drosophila ficusphila is the source of this 3511-nucleotide messenger RNA. It is a transcript of the gene Akap200, whose product is annotated as A-kinase anchor protein 200. The transcript is spliced from 5 exons. Lineage: Eukaryota; Metazoa; Arthropoda; Insecta; Diptera; Drosophilidae. The record is from RefSeq and is a predicted model, not a curated record. The coding region runs from base 267 to 2885 and encodes 872 amino acids.
GAUCGCGACUCGCUCUCUCAGUCAACGUUUUUCGCUCGACUUUAACGGUUCUCGUGGGGAUUUCAAUUCCAGCAUAUAACUAAACAAGUUAAAAGUAAAAGAAGCGGAGUGCUAAACGGUUAAACUAUUACUCUCACUAGUUGAUUGCACAGUUAACACAGUUAAUUUUCACCCAGUUAAAAGAGAAUAAAGUGAUAGAAAGAGACCACCCGCGCGUUUGGCAGAAAUAUUUACACUAGCGACUAAAGGAGGAUCAACAGCAAAAAAUGGGUAAAGCUCAGAGCAAGCGUUCAAUCGACAUCACCACCGAUCCCAAGAAGGUCGGCGAAGGCGAUGAGGUGGCCGGCAAGGUGGAGAAGAUUGAUGUGGACCAGAAGACGGACGCUCCAGCGGUGAACGGAGACGCUGCCACGCCCAAAGAAGGUGGCGAUGAAGCGGCGUCAGGAGACAAAAAGGAAUCGGAGGAGCACUCUGAGAACGACAAAGAUUUGACCACCGAAAAGAAUGCCGCUGCCGCUGAAGGUGGCGAUGCGGCCGCUGAAACGCCGAAGAGCGAGGAGGGUUCGCCCAAGGAGGGAGCAGCUGCCGCUGGCGAGGACAUCACCCCGCUGGCCGACGAAAGUAUCAAGUCCAAGUCGAAGAAGGACAAGGUCAAAAAGAAGUGGUCCUUCCGCAGCAUCUCCUUUGGCAAGAAGGACAAACAGAAGCCGGCCAAGUCGGAGGAGGCCACCUCCCCCACCUCGGGGACAACGUCGCCCACGACGGCUGAGGCUGAAGCAGCACCAGCUGCUGAUGCAGCCCCAGCUGAGCCAGCGGCGGCCACAAACGGUGAAGCUGAAAAGCCAGCCGAGAACGCAGAGGCCACGAGCGAGCCGGCGUCCAAGGAUGAGGUGAAGCCCGCCGAAAACGGAUCAGCGAGCGAACAAGAGAAAAAGUCCAACGGAGAAGCAGAGAAAGCGGCGCCAGCACCAGCCACAGUUGAGGAAGCGGCACAGCCCAAGCCCGCCGAGGAACCAGCCACUGUCACUGCCACUGCCACUGCAACUGCCACCGAAUCGAGCACCACCGUCACUGCCACCGAAGAAGUUACCGUGAAAGAGAGCCAGCCAGAGCCAGAAGUGGUCACCAAUGGACACGGAGCCGGAGAGGCGUUGACCAACGGAUCCAGCAACGGACUGGCCGAGUCCCCAGUGGCCGAGACAGCACCGGCAGCUGACAACAUUCCAAGCAACGUUGAUGACGAACAGCCGCAUCAGAAUGGCACCAAUGGCACCACCACGCCCCCGCCCACACCCGUGGCCGUUGAGACCGAGAAGGGACAGCAAAUUGAGGUAAACAACCACACAAGAACAGACAGCACCAACACACACAAUAACAGCAAAAACUUCACUGUAAAUACAAGUACAACAACAACAAAAACUAAAGCAACAACCGAAUUCACAGAGAACACAGCACUAAAAACAAUAAGUACAGAAACCGAAAGAACUUGCACUAGCACUGUGACCGAGACCGUUGUAGAAGCCGCAGAGUUAGUUCAGACCCAAACAAUCCUAACCAAAACAACCAACACGAUCCCUUCCACCUCCCACACGCAGGCCAGCAGCGAAGUGAUUGAAGCAGUGACCAGCAUCACCACCAGCAGCAGCAGCCAAGCCGAGGAGGAAGUUGUGGCGGCGAUCAUCAAGGCGGUUAGCAGUGAACUGGAAGCCGAAACGGAGACUGAGACGGAGGCCGAGGGAUUCGUGGUUGUGACUGCCGUGUCCGCCGAAGUCGAAGUUCCCGUUUUGCCUUCUCCUGUUGCAGCCGCCGAAAUCGAAAAAGUAAUCGAAGUCCCGGAAGUAGAAACUGAAUCUGUUGCCGUAGUUCCCGAAGUUCAAACUGAAUCUGUGGCUAAAGUUCCUCAAGUUGAAAGCGAACCUGUUGUUGAAGUUCCCGAAGUUGAAUCGGAAUCCGUUGUGGAAACAAGGAGCAGCAGUCCGCCACCCCCAUUGCCCAAGUCCCCUCCUCCAUCCCGAGUCUCCGCCUUUGUUCUGUCUGACGAAGUUAUCGAGGAGCAGGUCACUCCUAGCGUUCCCGAAGUAAAGCGCGAUGAAAUCGAGCAGCAGGCCAUCAGCAUUGUGGCUGAGAUCACCGAACAGGCAGUGGAAAUUGUUACCGAAAAAGAGAAGCAAGAGGAGGUUGCCAAGAAGGAAGAUCCAGCUCCAGUUCCAGCAGAAGCUGAGGAGACUCAUUCCGCCGUUGAAGUUGAGAAGACUAUUUCCACCGUUGAAGUUGAGGAGGACUCUUCAGUUCAAAAGGAGGAAGUAAAAGCUCCCUCUCCAGUAGCGGAUUUAACCUUUACAAGAACUGAAGUUGACGAGGAAUUUGUUGAAGAUCAAGAGGAAUCUUUGCCCGUUCCAGCUCCUAUUGAGCCAGCGGAGACCGAGGAAAUUGUCGUUUCGGCUGUUGUAGAACAAGAAGUUGUGGCACUUUCUCCCACUGUAGAACACACCGAAAAGCAGGAAAUUGUCGCACAGGAAACCAAUAGCAUCAGCUCCGAUGAGGAAGAAAUCCCUGUUGAGAAUACGCAAAAGGAAAGUGUCGAAGAGACUUUGCCAGAACCUGUUGAGGAAUCCUCCCAACAAGAUACAUGUGAAGUCACAUCCGAGGAUGCGCAUAGCGAUAACGAUAAGGAAAACGAAACCGACCUGGUCCGAAACAUCAUUAGCGAUCUGGAUGAGCCGAUCGUCAAAGCGGGUGGCGAUCUCCUGGCUGAAUUGGAUGUGAGACCUGCGGAACAGGAGGGCGAGAGCAACAACAAGGUGGAUCUCGCCAAGGAUCUGAAGGAGAAGAACGCCGCGGCAGACGUUACAACACAGGAACAACUGCCUGUUACAUGCGAAUAAUCCUACUCAUAAUUAUUAUAUAUAAUAUUACAUAUUAUUAAAAACAAAACAACAACAAACGAUACAAGCAACAACAAAAGAACGCAACGUAAAACAACCAACAAUUACAAGAUAAACGAGAUAAAAACAAAACAAAAAACAAAAAAACCAAGUAAAAAUACAUUUUUUAACAUUUACAUAUUUUAAAUAAUUUUUGUACGAACUUCAUAUCCCUAAUCCAAGAUAUACGCAAGCAAAAGUCAGAGUUACACGUGACACCACCACCAUCCACGCCACCAAUGCAACCACACACCACUCAAACUCCACCUCUCCACCCACGCGCAGGCAUCGAUAGUUUUGUAUUGGUGCCUCUGAAUUCCAGAUCGGGGCUGUCCCCAAAAACACAUCCAUCACCACCACCACCCAUUAAGCACACACACAUCCACCACACAAGCGCAUACAUACCAUUCUCAUAUUGAUGAUCUUGAUAGAAGAAAAAGAUUCAACAAAUCAUAUACGAUGAAAUGAUGAAAGUGAGGAGAAUUUUUUGAAUAAUUUCUACUAUACAUUUAACUGUAAGUUCGAAGAAAUUUGUAAAGAAUUUUUGGACGAAAUAUUGGAUAAAAUAUAUAUUAUAAAAUAUAAAA